Molecule: messenger RNA, 1101 nt
Organism: Anisakis simplex (herring worm)
Lineage: Eukaryota; Metazoa; Nematoda; Chromadorea; Rhabditida; Anisakidae
Source: the annotation of a GenBank genome assembly
AUGCAUCGGACGAAUGCCACUUCAACGCCGUCGAUGGCUAACGGCUCAACACCAAUGCGAUAUGCAGCAAAUGUGGGCACACCUCAACAUGGACGUCGUUCGUUUGUUGCACAGCCGUCUGUUGCAUCCACUAUGCUACCACCUCAACACACCACCAGAGGUCAGGUUCAGACCAGGGGAAAGAAGAGACGAUUCGCCGAUAAACUCAUUCCUUCGCAGGUGCGUGAAUUAGUUCCGGAAUCUCAAGCCUAUAUGGAUUUAUUGGCAUUCGAACAGAAGUUAGAUGCGACAAUAACACGUAAAAGACUCGACAUUCAAGAAGCUUUAAAAAGACCACUCAAAGUUAAACGACGUCUUCGUAUUUACAUUUCGCAUACAUUCAUCGCUGGUAAAGAGCCUGAGAGAGAAGGUGAAGAAGGGACCGUGCCGAUGUGGGAGUUACGUGUUGAAGGGCGUUUGCUCGAUGAAACACCCUCUGGUGGUGGUGGUACCAAUGCGAACGUCGUAUCAACAGUGCCGAAUCGAAGUCAGCCACCAAAACGAAAAUUCAGUUCCUUUUUCAAAAGUCUCGUUAUUGAAUUGGACAAGGAUAUUUACGGACCAGACAAUCAUUUGGUUGAAUGGCAUCGUACACCGCAGACCAAUGAAACUGAUGGUUUCCAGGUGAAAAGGCCGGGCGAUCGAAAUGUGAAAUGUACGAUAUUGUUGUUGUUGGACUAUCAGCCGAUGAAAUUCAAAUUACAUCCUCGUUUAGCGAAGUUAUUAGGAAUGGCCACUGAAACACGUCCGAAAAUUAUCGAAGCAUUGUGGCAAUACAUAAAAACGCAUAAACUACAGGAUGCAGUGGACAGAGACAAUAUCAAUUGUGAUUCUUACUUGGAACAAGUGUUUGGAUGUAAGCGAAUGCGUUUCAUGGAGAUACCUCAGCGAUUACAAAGUCUUUUGCAUCAACCCGAUCCUUUAGUACUAACACACACUAUUCAGUACAAUGAAGGAAGUGAAAAGAACACUGCAUGUUAUGAUAUUGGUAUAUAUAUUUAUCAGAAAGUGCAACAGAAACGUGCUGAAUUAGAGAGUACAUUGGGUGUUAAGAAUAAUUAG